Mercurialis annua (annual mercury) is the source of this 5051-nucleotide messenger RNA. RefSeq lists its product as uncharacterized. The record is from RefSeq and is a predicted model, not a curated record. The transcript has 23 exons. Lineage: Eukaryota; Viridiplantae; Streptophyta; Magnoliopsida; Malpighiales; Euphorbiaceae. The coding region runs from base 384 to 4727 and encodes 1447 amino acids.
GAAAGCAAGGAGACAAAAAGUAGAAAAGAAAAAAAGUAGAAGAAGAAACCGUUCAGAAUUAAAAAUUAAAAGGCGAAGCUUCACUCUACUGUAAUGGUCAAGAUUCAGUAUCAAUUUCCUAACUGUUACUUUUCUCUCUCACUUACACUACUUUUAUCUCUCCGAAUUCCGUAGUUCACUGUGAGAUAUCGACAAUCUAUCUCUUGAAGUUUCAUUUACGCAUGUUCAAAUCUAGAGGCGCGGCUCUGCCAGAAAAUACUCAUAUCUCUAAACAUCUGGGAUUCUGGGGCGUUGUAAUGGACAAGGUAUGACUGCAGAGGUUUGCUCGAGGCUUUAGAACCUAAAAUCUAUGCACAGGUGACGGAAGUCCCUGUACUCAGGGGAUGGUAAUGCAAGGGUACAUUUACUGGUUCCUUCUUUUGGUACAUCUUUGUACAGCCACCUUUUCUGUUAGUAAAGAGCAAUAUAGAGAUGAGAAUAGCCUCUCUCUAAAUUGGCUCUAUAACUCUGGAUCAAUUUCAAGCAAUGGCUCUAAAAUUGGCACAUUCAGCUCCGCACAACCAAGAAAAUUUUCUUUCUUUCCAAACUAUCGUGUAUCUUGUGAGGAUCUUGAUGGAGUUGGCUCAUUUAAUCUCACCUGCUUGCUGAAGUCAAGCUUGUAUUUGAAUUCUGAUCUUUACGUAUAUGGUACUGGAAAUCUGGAUAUACUGUCCCAUGUUUCAAUUGUGUGCCCUUUAGAAGGCUGUAUGAUUACUUUCAAUAUGUCCGGAAAUGUUAAACUCGGUCAAUAUGCGUCCGUUGUUGCUGGUUCAGUUGGUUUUGCUGCUGCCAACUUGACCAUGGAUCAUGGCUCGUCUAUAAAUACAACUGCCUUAGGGGGGCCUCCACCUCCUCAGACUAGUGGAACACCGGUUGGUUAUGAUGGAGCUGGUGGAGGUCAUGGCGGCCGUGGUGCUUCUUGUCUGGCAAAGAAUAAGACAAAUAACUGGGGUGGUGAUGUUUAUGCUUGGUCAACCUUGGCUGAGCCAUGGAGUUAUGGAAGUAAGGGUGGUGGCACAUCUCCUAAGAACAAGUUUGGGGGGAAUGGCGGAGGACGUGUCAAGCUUAAUGUGAGGGAAAUACUAUACCUGAAUGGAUCUGUCACAGCAGAAGGUGGGGAUGGUGGACUAAAUGGAGGAGGUGGUUCUGGUGGAAGUAUCUUUGUGCAUGCAGUAAAGCUAAAAGGAUAUGGUAUCAUCAGUGCAGCAGGUGGGAGGGGAAGAGGUGGAGGUGGUGGUGGAAGAAUUUCUCUUGAUUGUUACAGCAUACAAGAAGACGUUAAAGUUACUGUUCAUGGUGGCCCUAGUGUUGGCUGUCCCGCAAAUGCUGGUGCUGCUGGUACAUUCUUCAAUGCAGAUUUACUAAGCUUAAGAGUUGGCAAUGAUAAUGUUACAACAGAAACAGAGACCCCUUUGCUUGAUUUUUCUACUACACCUCUUUGGUCAAAUGUUUUUGUGGAGAAUAAUGCAAAAGUAUUGGUGCCACUGCUUUGGACUAGAGUGCAGGUCAGAGGCCAAAUUGGUGUAUAUCGUGGAGGCAGUAUUGUCUUUGGAUUAUCUGCAUACCCAGUAUCAGAAUUUGAGCUUGUGGCUGAAGAACUUCUGAUGAGUGAUUCCAUAAUAAAGGUUUUUGGCGCAUUUAGAGUUGCUGUUAAAAUGUUGCUCAUGUGGAACUCGAAGAUUGAGAUUGAUGGAGGGGGGAAUACUGUUAUUACUGCUUCCAUCCUUGAAGUCAGAAAUCUGAUUGUUCUACGGGCUUACUCGGUCAUUAGCUCGAAUGCAAAUUUGGGUGUAUAUGGGCAGGGGCUACUGAAGUUGACAGGUCAUGGUGAUGCAAUCAAGGGCCAGCGACUUUCCCUCUCUCUUUUCUAUAAUAUAACAGUUGGACCAGGUUCUUUGUUACAGGCUCCCUUGGGUGAUGAUGCAAGCCGAAGUGUGGUUAUGCAAUCACUAUGUAAGAGUAGGGAAUGCCCAAUGGAUUUGAUAACUCCUCCAGAUGAUUGUCAUUUCAAUUAUACGCUAUCUUAUUCACUUCAAAUUUGUCGCGUUGAGGAUCUCCUUGUGAGUGGCAUUGUUAAGGGAAGCAUUAUCCACAUCCACAGAGCUAGAACUAUCAUUGUUGAUACUAGCGGAUUCAUCACUGCGUCAGGAUUAGGUUGCAGUGAAGGUAUUGGAAAAGGGAAUUAUUCGAAUGGAGCUGGUAGCGGUGCUGGGCAUGGAGGACGGGGAGGCUCAGGAUAUUUCAAUGGGAUUUUGAGUGAUGGUGGUAAUAAAUAUGGUGAUGCUGAUCUCCCUUGUGAGUUGGGAAGUGGAACUGAGGGUCCUGAUCAGUCUUAUGGAAAUGUGAUUGGAGGGGGAAUGAUUGUGAUGGGGUCCAUUCAGUGGCCAUUAUUAAAGCUUCAUCUUUACGGGUAUUUGAAGGCUGAUGGCCAAAGCUUUGAUAAAGCAUUAAUAAAUAGUAAUGGUUCCAUGAUUGGUGGGCUUGGUGGAGGUUCUGGUGGGACAGUCCUUCUUUUCCUUCAGGAACUUGUGCUUGCUGAGAACUCAUACCUGUCUGUCCUAGGUGGGAGUGGUGGUCCUCUUGGUGGUGGUGGAGGUGGAGGUGGAAGAGUUCAUUUUCAUUGGUCUAAGAUAGAGAGUGGGAAUGAAUAUAUUCCAGUUGCAAGUAUAAAUGGCUCAAUCAAAAUUAGUGGAGGUGCUGGUGAUAAUGGCGGUCUUUUGGGGGAAGAAGGCACUGUUACUGGAAAGAAAUGUCCUAAAGGUCUUUAUGGCACAUUUUGCAAGGAAUGCCCUGUUGGCACUUACAAAGAUGUUGAAGGUUCUGAUGAAAGUCUUUGCGUUCUUUGUUCACUUGAGCUUCUUCCUAAUCGUGCAAAUUUUAUAUAUGUGCGAGGGGGAGUUACCCGGCCAUCUUGUCCUUAUGAAUGCAUAUCUGACAGAUACAGGAUGCCCAAUUGCUAUACUCCUCUUGAGGAGCUCAUGUAUACAUUUGGAGGCCCUUGGCCUUUUUCCCUUCUUCUCUCUUGCCUCUUGGUGCUUCUAGCUGUGUUGUUGAGUACACUGAGAAUAAAAUUGGUUGGCUCCAGUUCUGCUUGCCUUGCAAACUCAAUUGAGCACCAGAGUCAUCACCAUUUUCCACAUCUACUUUCCUUAUCGGAGGUACGGGGAACAAGAACUGAAGAAACUCAGAGCCAUGUCUACAGGAUGUACUUUAUGGGUCCCAACAAUUUUAGGGAACCCUGGCAUCUUCCAUACUCGCCUCCGGAUGCAAUUAUUGAGAUUGUGUAUGAAGAUGCUUUUAACAGAUUUAUUGACGAGAUCAACUCAGUUGCUGCAUAUGAUUGGUGGGAAGGUUCAGUCCACAGUAUACUUUCAGUGAUUGCUUAUCCUUGUGCCUGGUCUUGGAAACAAUGGAGGAGAAGAAAUAAAGUUCAUCGACUUCAGGAAUAUGUCAAGUCUGAAUAUGACCAUUCAUGUCUUCGUUCUUGUCGAUCACGAGCCUUGUACAAAGGGAUGAAGGUUGGAGCAACACCGGACUUAAUGGUUGCAUACAUUGACUUUUUUCUUGGUGGUGAUGAGAAGCGUUUGGAUAUUGUUUCUAUAAUACAGAAAAGAUUCCCCAUGUGUGUAAUUUUUGGUGGGGAUGGCAGCUAUAUGUCGCCCUAUAGUCUUCACAGUGAGGCAUUGCUGACCAAUCUUCUUGGACAGCAUGUCCCAGCUUCUGUCUGGAAUCGUUUGGCAGCUGGUUUAAAUGCUCAAUUGAGAACUGUGAGGCACAGUUCUAUCAGGUCUGCACUGCUUCCCGUCAUUGAUUGGAUCAACAGUCAUGCAAACCCUCAACUUGAGUUUCAUGGAGUCAAGAUAGAGCUUGGAUGGUUCCAAGCUACUGCUUCUGGUUACUAUCAGCUGGGUAUAUUAGUAAUGGUUGGCGAGUUCUCUCUCAACAAUUUGCAUCAGUCUGGUUUGCUUGAUGGAAGAAGUUAUGACCGCACAAGGAAGAAUGCAUCUUGUACAAGCAGAAGUGUAAAGCAGCUGCAACAAGAUCAGCCUUACAUAAGCCAAAUUUUAUCUCGUAAAAAGAUGACAGGAGGAAUUAAUGGAGGUCUCAUAAAUGAUGCUACUUUGAAGUCAUUGGAUUAUAGAAGGGACUUUCUCUUCCCAUUUUCUCGCUUAUUACACAAUACACGACCUGUUGGUCGACAGGACACUCUGCAGCUUUUCAUAACUAUCAUGCUUUUGGCAGACAUUUCUGUCACCGUUCUUACUUUGCUUCAGUUUUAUUGGAUAUCUCUUGGUGCUUUCCUUGCAGUCCUGCUUAUUCUUCCUCUUUCCUUGCUUUCUCCAUUUCCUGCUGGCUUGAAUGCUUUAUUCAGCAGAGAACCUAGAAAAGCUUCACUCUCUCGUAUAUAUGCAUUGUGGAAUGCUACAUCUCUAUCUAGUAUAGGUGUAGCCUUCAUUUGUGGCAUUUUGCACUCUGGAUUUUCUCCUCAUCCACCUGCCAAGGCAAACUCAUGGAAUAUUAGAAGCAGGGAAGAUGACAAAUGGUGGCUAUUGCCAACAAUUCUUCUGCUACUGAAGUCAAUUCAAGCUCGUUUUGUCGAUUGGCACAUCGCUAAUCUGGAAAUGCAAGACUUUUCUUUGUUCUGUCCUGAUCCAGAUGCUUUUUGGGCUCAUGAGUCUGGUUCUUGAUUUGAAGCUGAAUUAUGAUUGAAUCGGUCACGUUGAAGUUCAGAGAACGAAGAGGCCUCGUCUUCUGCUCGAACCAAGGUUCAAUUGCUUUAUCGUGUAAAUUUGUUCCCACUUUUGUAAAGAAUAGAUGACUAUAGCUGUGCAGUUGUUUGUCUAUUUGUAAGUAUGAUUGGUGCAGGAAUCGGUUGAAGGAAGUUAUGUCAGCAGCAAGGUUUGUCAAUGAGCGAGUUAUAAUUUCUGUUUAUAGAAACUACACUAGAUUGAGAAAUCAUUCUUUGUAAGAUAAACAUUUUUUUGGUGUUAAGUCUUCCAGGUAAUUCAGUA